This is a messenger RNA of Betta splendens (Siamese fighting fish), 5352 nucleotides long. It is a transcript of the gene kita, whose product is annotated as KIT proto-oncogene, receptor tyrosine kinase a. Gene Ontology annotation, cellular component: signaling receptor complex. NCBI's taxonomy places the organism in Eukaryota, Metazoa, Chordata, Actinopteri, Anabantiformes, Osphronemidae. The transcript has 21 exons. Bases 297 to 3218 code for a protein of 973 amino acids. Gene Ontology annotation, molecular function: ATP binding; cytokine binding; transmembrane receptor protein tyrosine kinase activity. The record is from RefSeq and is a predicted model, not a curated record. Gene Ontology annotation, biological process: positive regulation of receptor signaling pathway via JAK-STAT; multicellular organism development; protein phosphorylation.
GCCCGUCCUCGUGCGAUAAUAGGCUGCGUCUGCGCCGUCUGCUGACGCGCACUCGGUCACAGGUACCUGGUCGCUGUGCGCCGUCCGGUCGGAAGCCCUCGAGGGAAAAAAGCAGCAUGUUUGCCGACACACGACAGUUGCGAACUCUACUGGGGAUCUGCGCCUUUAAACACUUGUAAGCGCGCGUGCCGGCGCCCGCACCGAACUUCCCACAACUCCGACGCGCUCGGAAAGUAUAGUAGCGCCACUUUGAGCAGAACGGACUGGCUCACCUUUACGGCCAGACCCAUGGAAUUAUGACUAUGGAAUAUCGCUGGAUACUUCUCUCCGCCGUUUUGCACUUGAUCUUCCCUCCAGGCACCGCCAAGCCCGUCAUCGCCCCCGCCAACCAGGGCCACCUUGUCUUCGACCUCACCCGGCCCUUGGAGCUGCACUGCAGCGGCGAGGGGGAGAUGCAGUGGCUGCGGGACCAGCGGGCGGUGAAGAGCGGGCAGAGAGCGGUGGACGGCGCGUCCACGCUGCACAUCGGCAGGGCUCUGCCUUUUCACAGGGGCCGCUACAGCUGCCUGGAGAAGCGCUCGGGGGAGCGAGCCUCCGUCUACGUCUACGUGAGAGAUCCUGAGAAUCCCUUCAGGAAACCUCUGGUGUUCAAGCUGCUCGCUCGCGUGGGAGAGAACGCCUCCAUCCCCUGCUUGGCAACCGAUCCGAGUCUAGACAACCUGCGGCUGGAAACGUGCUCGGGCGCGGCGCUGGCCCCGGGCCUCCGCUACGCCGCCGGCCUGGAGCAGGGCAUCGUCAUCCGCAGCACGCAGACGGCCUACGAGGGCUGCUACGUGUGCACGGGGACGCUCGGGGGGGCGCACGUCAGGUCGCACAACUUCUCGCUGCUGGUGAAGCCAGUCCCCACCGCGCCUCCUGUGAUCGAGAUGGAAGCGUACAGACGGCUGAUCCUCACUCGUGGCGAGAACCUCUCCCUCACCUGCAACACCUCCAACGUCAACGGAGAAAUCCAGCUGAAGUGGACCCCCCCCUUUGGCUCGGGUGCCGUCUGGUAUCCACAGCAACCAGCAAAAGUUGACGGCGAUUCCCGCAUCCUGGCCGAGCACUUCACCCACGUGCGCAGCUGCACGCUGCACAUCGGGGAGGUCAAGCCCCAGGACACUGGGAGGUACCAGUGCGAGGCUGAGAACGAAAAGGGUGUCAGCCGGAAGUCAGUGUGGCUCGAUGUUUACGAAAGGGGAUUCAUCAGCCUGAAGCCCACAGUCAACAAAACCAUUUACGUGCGUUCAGGCGAGAGUCUGACGCUGACCGUUGAAAUGGAGGCCUACCCCAAACCGCGCGCCUCCUGCUGGAGCUUCAUGGGCCGCGAGCUGAGGAACACGUCGGACCAUGUCAUCACCACGCACAGACACGAGUACACGUUCAUUCAUGAGUUGAGACUAGUGCGGCUGAAAACAACCGAGAGUGGAGUUUACAGCUUCAAAGCAUCCAACGGUGACGCGUCAGUGAAUCAGACGUUCAUCAUCUUCGUGAUCAGUAAACCUGCCAUCAAAUCUCACGAGGGUCCAGUGGAUGGGCAGGUGCGCUGUGUAGCAGAGGGGUUCCCUGCCCCACAGAUCACCUGGUACUAUUGUGAGCACCCUUAUGUCAGGUGCUCCCAGCAGGUGAACGCCACACAGGAGGAGCACAACGUCAUCACCAUCACGCUGAUCAGCCCCAUGUUCGGGAAGACGGAGGUGGAGAGUCGGGUGAACAUCAGCCGGGGACGCUUCAGUACUCUGGAAUGCGUGGCUACGGUGGAGGGAGAGCAGGCCUACACGCUGUUCACCAUUAGCGAGACCAUUAUUCCGCACGGCCUCUUCACCCCUCUGCUAAUUGGCUCUGUAUCAGCUGCAGGCAUCCUGUGCCUCGUCAUUAUCAUGCUGUUCUACAAGUACAUGCAGAAACCAAAGUACCAGAUCCAGUGGAAGGUUAUCGAGGGCAUCCACGGGAACAACUACGUGUACAUAGACCCCAGCCAGCUGCCGUACGAUCACCAGUGGGAGUUUCCUCGGAACAACCUGCGUUUCGGGAAGACGCUCGGCUCCGGCGCCUUCGGGAAGGUGGUGGAGGCCACGGCGUACGGCCUGUCCAAAGCCGACUCGGUCAUGACGGUGGCGGUGAAGAUGCUCAAAUCGAGCGCUCACGCGACGGAGACGGAGGCCCUCAUGUCGGAGCUCAAGGUCCUCAGCUACUUGGGAAACCACAUCAACAUCGUCAACCUCCUGGGAGCCUGCACCGUGGGAGGCCCCACGCUGGUGAUCACAGAGUACUGUUGUUUCGGGGACCUUCUCAACUUUCUGCGCAAAAAGAGAGACGCCUUCAUCUGCUAUAAGCUGGAGGAGGACUGCUACUACCGCAACGUUGCGCUGCAGGGAGACGCCGCUGGCGACAGCUUGAACGGCUACAUGACCAUGAGGCCUUCUGUUGCCGGCAGCCCACCCAUCAGCUCGUCCUCCGAGAAGUCACUACGCAAAGGUGGCUCCUACGUCGGCGCCGACCCAGACAGCGAGCUGUUCGACGAGGACGGCACGGCCGUGGACACCGAGGACCUGCUCAGCUUCUCCUACCAAGUGGCCAAAGGCAUGGAGUUCUUGGCCUCCAAAAACUGUAUUCACAGAGACCUUGCUGCCAGAAAUAUCCUCCUGACUGAAGGAAGGCUGGCGAAGAUCUGUGACUUUGGCCUGGCCCGGGACAUCACCACAGACUCCAACUAUGUAGUGAAAGGAAAUGCUCGUCUCCCGGUGAAGUGGAUGUCUCCAGAAAGCAUCUUCGAGUGUGUGUACACGUUCGAGAGCGAUGUGUGGUCCUACGGCAUCUUGCUGUGGGAAAUCUUCUCACUCGGAAACAGUCCGUAUCCCGGGAUGCCUGUGGACGCUAAGUUCUACAAACUCAUAAAGGACGGAUACAGGAUGGAUGCUCCCGAGUUUGCGCCCAGCGAAAUGUAUCAGAUCAUGAGGUCCUGCUGGGAACCGGAGCCCUUCAACAGACCCUCCUUCACCAAGGUGGUGGAAAGGAUUGAGCAGCAGCUGUCGGACGCCACCAAGCACAUUUAUUUGAACUUCAGCUCCAAGCUCCCUGCGAUCCCCAGAGCCAAGGACGACUCCAGUUCUGAGCCCUUACUGGUCCAGCACGAGAUCUUCCUGGAGGGGAUGUCCCUCAGAGCCCAGCGGGUGUGAGGACCCGCCCCGACCCGCCCCGACCCGAUCCGACCCGUCUGGCUGCCUCAUGAAGUGCCUGUAACAUUCCACCACAAACCACCUGACUACUACGUCCGCUCGCCCCCUCCCACCCCCCUCUCGCCGUCACGCGUUGAGAGUCGAGGGGAAAUUGCCGCCGAUUUCUGGCAAAUGAAACAAAGGAAAAAUGUGUUUUGUGGUUGUUACUGCCUGCUGAUCGGACUGAUUAUAGGGAGGACAGCUGGACCCAUGCUCCCCUGCUCCCAGCUACGAGCAGUCACUGGGGAAGGUGGAGGGACGUCAACCAUCAACCGUUACUCUGAAUCCGUCGCUCGCGUUUUUUUCCUACAUAUUUCAUAAAACUUGUUUAGCGCAUGGAACCGUUGCUCUUUAUUUCCCGGAGGUUCAUUUUCCUUUUUACAUUUCAUCUUUUGUUGUCGACUUCUGGUCGACUGUUGCAGUUGUUGGAGGUAAAAGGAAAAAAAGAGCAGAUGAGGCACUUGAACGUCACAUCUCACCACAUGAUACAGCUUUUAUUUCCUUUUUUUUUUUUACUCUUUUAUUAUCAGUGUUAUUCCAACUAUUCUAUCAGAUCUAUGUUUAUAUGAAGGAGAUGCCUUUGUUGGCCAAUAUAUAUACUGGAGAUGGUGAAUAAGCUAUGAGAUGGUUGGACUCAACAUUUCAGCUUUUUUAUGUAAUUGUUUUACUACCUGCACAGCGUCUACUGGAUAUGUUACAUCUGUUAAUGGAUGGUAACACUACACACACAGUUAUGGCAUAAACACGGUACGCUAGCUUUUAUUUAUGUGCUUGUUGACUGUAUAUGUGUACAUACCUGAAGGUAAUGCUAUAUAUGAUGAGUUGGGAGGAGUCAGCGUUCUCAGCUUUGUUACUCUAGCAGGUAAAGCAGGUGUUUGGUUUCACGUUCUAUUGACAGCUGGGCUGCUGGAGAGUUCUGGCGUUGUGGUGUAAAUAAAUGUUUGGGUUUGUGCGAUUCCUCACCUGCUCCUUCCAACGUAUUGUUCCUUGUUUACAUGCAUCAUCGCAGGUACUGCCAUUUCUGAGACGUGUUCUGUUUGCUUUUCGCCCUCCUUCCCUCCUCUACAACGGGAACCUUUUAGUCUUGGCUGACUGUUUGGGCUGUUGGUGCGUUUCUGCCCACGCUUUCCACUGGAUUUCUGCAUUGAACUACUGUAAACGCGGCGCGUCGGAGUUAAAGUCGAGGCGAUGCUGGUGCGGUGUCACCCAAUGGGCUGCACUGUUCCCUGAGGCAACAAGCCAGAGCAGAGCACAGCCGACGCUGGCUAUGAAGCUCGGCUCAGGGUCAUCGCAUUGUUCUCCGGCCAGUAGCUGGUUUCCCAUCUGUCUUUCUUCUCUUUGUAUCCAGCUGUUUCCUCCAGCGGAAGCGGGACUUUCAGCACCUCUCAGCCAGUAGUCUGCAUCAGUCCAGACCAUUAUGAUUCCCCUCUUCCCGCUGGUGGAUGUUGUUGGGAAGAGCACCAGGAAAGUGUCCUGUGUGUGUGUGUGUGUGUGUGCGUGCGUGCGUGCGUGCGUGUGUGUGUGUGUGUGUGUCUGCAGAAUUAAAAGAUUUAUUAAGAGGUGCCACUACUAUCUAUCUAUUCAUCCAGUCGUGUAGGCUACUAACACUCCACAGUCUCCGCUCUGUCUGUUUGUAAAUAAAAAUGUGCGUAUAUUGUAAAUUGAUGUUUAUGCUUUGGAAACGUUUAUCUAUGAAAAUGUGGUACACUGAGUUUUAUUAUGCUGUAUUUUCUUAUCUGUGCACAGAUUUUUAAUUGGUCAAGCAGUUUGGGUCUCUGUCUCCAUGGAAACUAAAACAAGAUUGUUUCAGCUAAUAUUUUAAUUUUUCCAGAUUCAUCAGUCCAACCAUUUUUUUCCCGCUUGGUACCUACAAAGAACACAGAUUCUACAGUAACAAACAGUUCAGUACAGUAGAAGUAGGUUUCAUCCAGAAAAGAUGAGGAGUGCUCCUCCUUGUUACCCUGAACCAUACAGUAGUUUUCAUGCAGUUUGCUACAUAUUUAUUAAAGGUUUUACUGCUACUAUGUAAAUUUUACGCAUUGCUAUUACAUGUGUCAAUGUAAAUAAAAUUGUGUACAUUGGAUUAACAAUCACA